AUGGCUGUUCCAACUCGCCAUAUCCUCACAGCUACAUCCUUCUCUGCUGAAGAGUUCCAGAAGACACUCGACCUUGCUAUUGAUAUCAAGGCCAACCCACAGAAGUACGCCGGUGCUAUGAAUCAGAAGACACUUCUUAUGCUCUUCCAGAAGCCAUCCCUUCGUACACGUGUUUCCUUCGAAACAGGUAUGACAAAGAUGGGCGGCCACGCUAUUUUCUACUCUGUUGCCGAUUCUCCACUCGGUGCUAAGGAAACAAUCGCUGAUACAGCCCACGUUCUUGAGCGCAUGGUCGAUGUUGUCAUGGCUCGUCUCAACAAGCGUGCUGAUAUCCGCGAACUCGCUGCUAACUCUAAGAUCCCAAUCAUCAACGCUCUUGAUGACUUUGCUCACCCAUGCCAAAUGAUCGCUGACUUCCAGACAAUCCUCGAGAAGCGUGGCACACUCAAGGGCACAGUCCUCUCAUACUUCGGUGAUGUUGCUAACAACGUUACAUACGAUCUCAUGAGAACAUGCGCUCUCUUCGGCCUCGAAUGCCACGUUUGCGGCCCAGCUGAUACACACUACGCCAUCGAGAAGGAAGUUAUCGAUGAAUGCGAGGAACUCAACAAGAAGACAGGCGGCAAACUCCUCAUCACACACGAUGUUGCCGAAGCUUGCAAGGGCACAAACGUUGUCUACACAGACACAAUCAUUUCCUACCACAUUCCAAAGGAGGAGCUCCCAGAGCGCCGCCGCGUUUUCAAGCCAUUCCAGGUUACAAAGGAACUCAUGGCCCAGUGCGAGAAGGACUGCAUCUUCAUGCACUGCCUCCCAGCUGCUCGUGGCGAUGAAGUUACAGCCGAAGUUAUCGAUGGACCACAGUCCGUCAUCUUCGACGAGGCUGAGAACCGUAUGUGGGCUCAGAUGGCUCUCCUCAUCCACCUUAUCUAUGGCUUCAAGUAA
Messenger RNA from Trichomonas vaginalis G3, 945 nucleotides. RefSeq names its product ornithine carbamoyltransferase protein. Gene Ontology annotation, biological process: L-citrulline biosynthetic process. Lineage: Eukaryota; Parabasalia; Trichomonadida; Trichomonadidae. The transcript has a single exon. The coding region runs from base 1 to 945 and encodes 314 amino acids. The record is from RefSeq and is a predicted model, not a curated record. Gene Ontology annotation, cellular component: intracellular membrane-bounded organelle. Gene Ontology annotation, molecular function: amino acid binding; ornithine carbamoyltransferase activity.